Molecule: messenger RNA, 4074 nt
Organism: Candidozyma duobushaemuli
Lineage: Eukaryota; Fungi; Ascomycota; Pichiomycetes; Serinales; Metschnikowiaceae
Gene: DNA2
Product: bifunctional ATP-dependent DNA helicase/ssDNA endodeoxyribonuclease
Exons: 2
Coding region: 1-4074 (1357 amino acids)
Biological process (GO): replication fork reversal
Cellular component (GO): cytoplasm
Molecular function (GO): 5'-flap endonuclease activity; single-stranded DNA helicase activity
Source: RefSeq, a predicted model, not a curated record
AUGGACAAAAGACCUAACAACCAGCCUUUACGCCCAGAGCUGGACCUAAAGAAAACCAAAGCACGCAAAACAACAUAUUUUUUCCAACCACAGAACACGCUAUCUUUCAACCCCAGAAAGAGGCAAGACGAGUGCCACAACAAACAAGGCACCGAACAAAACACAAACGGAACGCCUGAACAACCGGCAAUUCAAAAUAUCAAGACUCUACCUGAACAGAGCUCAGAUGAUAGUUUCGAAGGUGUGAGAUGGCGUGGAGGGGCUAGUCCGCGUCGUCAGGUCGAUACCAGAUGUAUACUCUCAUCGCCUUUAAAGAAUGGUGAUAAGCUUAAUACGCGUUCUGGUGCUUCCGAGACCGUGACCCCUGCAAUGAAUAAUGAGGUAACAGACUCGUUUCUCUCGAAAUACGGCCUAGGGUUCGAGAAUGUACUUUCUCAAACUCCUCAGACAGCUCAAGCUCAAGCAAACAAAACACACCUAAACGUGAGCCCCACGUUGGCGAGGUCAAAACUGUUCGACCCCACUUGCAUUACGUCAAAAAAGACGCCUUCCCCCGACCAAUUCAGCACGCCGUCUCUCUCAAGGCUAAAUACAUGGAUUGAUAGAUUUGCCACUAAUCUGCCUCAAACAACACCUGAGACAACAUUCAAAAAGCCACAUCUUGCAUCCAAAGAGGACAAUAAGUCUGAUGAAGACCCCUUUUCUGACGACGAUUCAGUUUUGGCCACUUUGAACGUGGAGCAAUUUUCCACAGCGGUAGCUACUCAAAAACAAGCGGCCAAAUCAACGGAGCCGUGCACCAGCAUACCAUUGGAAACAGGCAAAGAUGAUUCUCUUGCGGAGUCUGAUCCUUUCACCGAUGAAAUCGAUAUUGAGGACUUAGAAAAGAGGGUCUCGACAACACAGCAUCAGCCAAAGCAUAUCCUGAAAGAAGAGGUUCUUUUAGACAAGCUUCAAAAGUCCAUCAAGGCAGAGAAGAGAGAAGAUAUCGGAGCUAAGGUUUCAUUCUCAAGGUCCGACUUCAUAAGGUACGAGGUUGUUUCAGUCUUUCAGGGCGUUUAUUCCUUCCAAAACCACAAGAGAAAACAAUUGAUUCUCUCAGUGAAGGACAAGGAGGGCAUUCAAGGUAGGCUUAUCGUGAGGGGCGACUCCUCCGAGCUCAGCAUUCAGGCCAACGACAUAAUUCAUGUCAUUUUGACCUGCCCAGAUACACCUAAACUCGUUGAUAAUUCGCAUAACUUGCUAAUAUGGAAUCCGGAUGUAUUAGUAACAUCAACAGUGGUGGCUGAUCAACUAUUCUGUCCUAGAAAAACGGUCAUCAUGAAACGUUUCAAGUUCCCCGGCUAUUCCACGCUUCCGCUCUUAACUGGUACAAUCGUGCAUGAAAUCUUCCAAACCUGUUUCAUCACUGAGAGAUUCGAUAAUGCGUAUCUCGAGGAGCUACUUGACAAUGAAAUCAAAGGACGCCUCAUAGAAAUUUACAUGAUAGGAGAUGUGGUCAAUGAGUUAAAAGGGAUGAUACGAGAACGUCUCCCAUUCAUCACGUUGUGGUUUCAAACUUUCUACAAGAAACCCCCUGUUGAAAUUCCAACGAAUCAACGAAAUCAAAAAAUUCGGUUUUCCGUCGCUGACGGCUUAGACCUUGAAGAGAGUGUAUGGUCACCCAUGUUUGGAUUGAAGGGUAUGGUUGAUGUAACACUCAAAGCUAACUUUAAAGGAGAAUUUUCGACGUCUCAGGCACUCCUUCCAAUGGAAAUCAAAACCAGCCGACCUUACCUUAGUCAUCAAGCUCAAGCUGCAUUAUACUCGCUCCUUUUUAAGGAUAGGUAUAACUUCGACAUAUCUUCAUUUCUUUUGGUGUACGCACUGGACGAAGGUCUGACGACGAAACACGACAUUUCAGUACCUGACCUCAAGUCACUCAUACAUCUUCGCAAUCAAAUAUCAUUUUUCCUAAAAAGUGGUCAAAAUGAUUUACCAGACUUGAUGAGACAGCAAAAAUGUGAUAAGUGUAUGAUUCAGGAGGCUUGUAUGACUUUAAACCGAAUCACAGAGGAUGGAACUGCUGAUGAUAGCGGUAUUGACAAAGACGUAUACGAGAAUCUUAUGUUACACCUUGAGGGUAAGCCACAUUAUGCUGCAUUUUUCAAAUAUUGGAAUGAGUUACUCACACAAGAGGAGCAUUUUUUGGAUAAGUUCAAUCGCGAUCUUUGGGUCUUCACAGCUCAAGAGCGGGAAACUGAACGUGGAAAGGCUAUCGCAGACCUUGUGAUCUCAGGCCAAAGGCAAUCAGAUGAGAACGGCUUAUUCUUCUACACCUUUGUAAGAAAGCCAGGAACGUUAUUCAAAUCGAUGCAAAAUACCCAGAUUACUAAGAACGACAAGGUUGUGAUCAGUGACGACCAGGGCCGAUUCGCCCUCUCACAAGGGUAUGUUCGAGAAGUUUGGCCCGACUCAAUCACUGUUUCGACCAGAAGGCGCAUAAUUCCGACCUCUCUGAAAACGGAUAAGUUUCAUAGGGCAAGUGUUUUGAAAGCAAGUCAACAAAACUCACAAGAGUUCAAGUCCGCAGUGAUAUUUCGCAUUGAUAAGGACGAAAUGUUUUAUGGAAUGGGCGUGGCAAGAUAUAAUUUGCUAAACUUGUUCUUGAAAUCAGGAGAUUCCAAGAGACGAGAACUCAUAGUUGAUUCGAGAGCUCCUGUUUUUGAUAAGUCAACGCAGAACGUCGUCGAUGCGCAAUUCAACGAAGACCAGAAACAUGCCAUGGAUAGAGUCUUAGCAAGUCAAGAUUACACUCUUAUACUUGGCAUGCCUGGAACCGGUAAAACAACCUUGAUUGCGCACUUGAUCAAAGACCUCAGCAGUAAAGGAAAGUCGGUCCUCUUAUGUUCUUACACCAAUUCGGCUGUUGACAACAUUUUGUUGAAGUUGAAAGGCCUUGGUGUUGAUUUUCUUCGGGUCGGAAAUGCUUCAAGAAUUCAUCAGGAUAUAAAACCAUAUAUUCCUGGUUCUGAGGAUUGUCCUGUGGACUCCUACGAUGACUUUGAACUCGUUUACAGAGGACCUAUGGUUGUGGGGGCAACUUGUCUUGCUAUAGGAGAUAUUGCGUUCAGUGUACGUGAACAUUUUGACUAUUGCAUCAUCGAUGAAUCUUCGCAGGUGUCCCUUCCACUUUCACUCGGUCCAUUGGCCCUAUGUGACAAAUUUGUACUUGUUGGCGAUCAUUUCCAGCUUCCGCCACUUGUCACUAAUCCCAAUGCCGAGGUGAAGUCUGGUUUGUCGACCUCGCUUUUUCAGAAACUUGCGAAUGAACAUCCGGAGAGCGUUUGUGAGCUCACAUACCAAUACAGAAUGUGCGAGGAGAUCAUGUUACUCUCGAAUGCUUUGGUAUAUGAUGAGAAAUUGAAGUGUGGCUCCUCAGAGGUUAGCAAACAAAGUCUAGAGAUACCUAACAUCAAUAACCUCGUCUCAGGUGUCAAGGACGGUGAAUCAAUCGCCGACCGUUGGUUGGACGAAGCACUCAGAGAGGAGACGAAGUGCCUUUUUUUCAAUCACGACUCUUUGGAAGGGUAUGAAUCCAUUACAGGAGACAAUGUAACAAAUCUAACUGAGGUCGCAUUGAUCAGAGAAACUGUCGAAGCACUAUGUGCUUGUGGGGUCAAGGAGAGCAGUAUCGGCGUAAUGACAUUGUAUCGCUCCCAGUUGAAGGUGUUAACAGAGGCAUUCAGGCAUCGCCCAUCGUUGGAGAUUCUAAACGCAGAUCGUUUCCAAGGUAGAGACAAGGAUUGCAUCAUAAUCUCCCUUGUCAGGUCAAACAAAGAAAGGAAAGCUGGAGAUCUCAUCAAAGAUUGGCGAAGAAUGAACGUUGCGCUUACUCGUGCAAGGUCCAAGCUUCUCAUAUUUGGCUCACUUUCGACUCUUUCGAACACUGAGACCAUAAAGGAAUUCAUAAGUCUAUUCAAACGCAAGACUUGGAUAUACCAUCUUCCAUCAAACGCAAGACGUGUUUACGACUUCGAAGCUUCCACGAGAGUCCUGAAGGAUAUUGACGUCACGAAGAAGAGACAUCUUUAA